AUGAUUCACAUCUGUAUUUUAGCCUUCCUACUUCCUACGGCACUGGGGUCGAUCUUCAGUGACCCUCACUGUUCCGGGGGUAGGAGUGCCAUCACGCACCUGUUCGAGUGGACGUGGUCAGACGUUGCACAGGAAUGUGAGAGGUUCCUCGGACCGUAUGGCUACUGUGGUGUUCAGAUAUCUCCUCCCAAUGAGAACGAAAUUGUCACUAAGCCGAGACGCCCAUGGUGGGAGCGGUACCAGCCAGUCAGCUACAAACUGCAAACGAGGAGCGGUACCGAGCAGGAACUGAAAGACAUGGUGGUCAGGUGCAACAAGGCUGGAGUCAGAAUCUAUGCCGACAUUACGAUCAACGACAUGACCGGUGUGGCUGGUAGAGGUGUAGGCACGGCUGGGUCUUCAUACGACACUAACCAACUGCAGUACCCUGGGGUCCCAUACGGCCCCACAGACUUCAACGACGGCUCCAACUGCCACUCUGCCGACCUCACCAUUCACGACUACAACAAUGCAGAGGAAGUGCGGAACUGCCGCCUGGAGGGUUUAGCGGAUCUGAAACUCGCCAAAGAUUAUGUGAGAGGCAAGAUUGCUGAAUACCUCAACCACCUUGUGGACAUUGGUGUGGCAGGAUUCAGAGUCGACGCUGCCAAACACAUGUGGCCAGGAGACUUAACGGCAAUCUUUGGGAGGGUAAAAGAUCUCCGCUCGGAUAUAUUCGGAAGCGGAAUGAAACCGUUCAUAUAUCAGGAAGUAAUCGACCUUGGAGGUAGUGAGCCUAUCAAGGGAGGCCAGUACCUUAGCAGUGGAAGAGUCACCAACUUCAUCUUUGGUUCCAAACUUGGUCAGGUCUUCAGAAAGCAAAACCCCAUGAAGUAUUUAUCCAACUGGGGAUCAGCUUGGGGAAUGCUGAAAUCUGAUGAUUCUGUCGUGUUUAUCGAUAACCAUGACAACCAGCGUGGGCAUGGUGGAGGUGGAGGUCCGAUCACCCACUUUGAGCCCCGUGCUUAUAAGCUGGCUACAGCCUUUAUGUUGGCCCAUCCAUACGGUUUCCCCAGGGUGAUGAGCUCGUAUGACUUCAACCGAGCCAACCCUGACCAAGGACCACCCCAGAACAGCGACAUGAGUACCAAGCCAGUAACCAUCAAAAGUGAUAUGUCCUGUGGUAACGGCUGGACCUGUGAACAUCGAUGGCGCCAGAUGUACAACAUGGUUGCCUUCAGGAACAUCGCAGGUUACUCGGGGUUAUCAAACUGGUGGGCUGGUUCAGACUAUCAGAUAGCAUUUUCCAGAGGAAACAAGGCCUUUAUUGCCUUCAACCUUGAGGGAUAUGACCUUUCCAAAAGUCUCAACACUGGACUUCCGUCUGGAAGAUAUUGUGAUGUCAUUUCCGGCAACCUUGAGAAUGGCAGUUGUACUGGCAAGACAAUUAACGUUGACGGAAGUGGCCAUGCUUCGAUUCAUAUUGGCAGCUCUGACCAGGACCCAAUGGUGGCCAUCCAUGUCGGUGCCAAAAAGGGUUCGGCAGGAAAGCGAGUUGGUUAA
Haliotis rubra (blacklip abalone) is the source of this 1542-nucleotide messenger RNA. RefSeq names its product alpha-amylase-like. Bases 1 to 1542 code for a protein of 513 amino acids. Gene Ontology annotation, biological process: carbohydrate metabolic process. The transcript is spliced from 8 exons. The record is from RefSeq and is a predicted model, not a curated record. NCBI's taxonomy places the organism in Eukaryota, Metazoa, Mollusca, Gastropoda, Lepetellida, Haliotidae. Gene Ontology annotation, molecular function: alpha-amylase activity; cation binding.